UCAUUUUUUUGGUCUACGGUCGGAAUAUAAACUUCUGGACGCUGAAAAGUUAGAAGCAGAGAGCUCGAUAAGAAUCCAACACCUUACCCAUCAUCACUCAGUCACUGAAGAAGAGAAAUUUUUCCAAAAUCAACAAAAAGAGCCCCUCGCAGAAUGCGGAUCUACGUCUCAUAACAUAAUUCUUAAAGCUUGUUUGGCGAUUCAUACGGUGUUCACUAUCAACGAUUGAUUUUGAUGGUUCUUUUAAAUUGGGAAUCGCACAUAUGAGGGAGGUGAAUGAACACAUGAUCGGACGGAACGGGUGCAUCCAUCAAUUGUUUCAGUAAUUAUAUUACUGGUGCUGCUGCAGAGCAAGGAUCAAACUUUGGUUGAUUUGAGUUUGCUAAGACAAAGGAUGAGUUCACCCACACACCUUUUUACAUUUUUAUUACCAUCUUACUUUCUAUCUUUCUUUUUAUAUCAUAUUCUGAGAAUGAUAUAGGGUUUUCUUUAGUUGUUCUGUCUUGAUUAAUUGCUUUGAUUUCUAUUGCUUCCCUACUUCUGUGCUUCAUACGGAGUUCCUUUUUUUUUCCCGAUAUCACUUGAUGGCACUUUUAUUGGCAUAUUCAGCUUCUCUUAUAUCUCUCUUUCGCACUUUGGCGUUUAAACCCUAUCAGAUCACCUCAUUAGACACUCCACCAUCCACUAUCUACGUUUACAGUGACAGGCCCCAAGUCCACAUUAUGCCACCCUUGCAGGAACCUUAAUGUUGCUUUACACAAUUUGUUUACUGGUAAAGGACUGAACAUUCAUGCCGACAAAUUUCCUUUUUGAUGGGUCUUUAGCCAAGCAUGCCUAGAGCUAAAUGCUAUUACAGUUUAUCACCAUUUCCCUAGUGAAUAAGCUUAUUUGUAGUUUUGCUUCUCGUUGGGAACCUGUAUUGUAGUGGGAGUUAGAUCUAGUUGGGCACCAUGUUCGCUUUUAACACCUUUUGCCCUUGGAUUUCUUAAUGUAAUUAUAACCAUGAUGAUUAUUUAAUGUGCUGAAGAUGUAAGCUUAUUGUUUUAUUCCAUGCAUUUGUUAUUGUUUAUAUGCCAUUUUCUUUGGGUUGUCCUUGAAAUUUGAGUUUAUUGUCUGGUUGAUUACUUGGUUCAAUACCUAACUUUCAGUUCACUGGCUGGCUGCUUAUACUUAUGGUGGUAUGCUGCAUUGGUUUUGCAGUUGUGACUGCUAUAUAUUGAUGUGGAUGGAGAAGACAUUAUUCUUAUUGCUGUCCUUUGAUUGCAUUAGUUAUGCAGUUGUGACUGCUAUAUAUCGAUGUAGAUGGAGAAGACAUUAUUCUUAUUGCUGUCCUUUGAUUGGAUAUGUGCUGAUUGGCUUAGGGAGUUAUUGGACAAUUGUUUGUGCGAUGAUAAGUGAUUGUGGUGUGCUUAUGGUACUAAAUUGGACGGUCAUUAUACAUAUCCCUGCUUAUUACAUGCAUCGAUAAGACAAGAAGUCCAAAGAACAGAGACUACAGUGUUGCCAAUGUUGACAUGUACUUGGACAAGAAAUAUGGUGACUAAGUUCACAACCUGGCUUCUAUACCCUCUGUGUGGAUGAUCUUAGAGUGAUUAGGUUCUUUGAUACUGGAGGUUUGGUUAGCAGGUGUUCAGGUCAACUGGUAUUGGCCUUUCCUGGAGCCAUUUGAAUUGCCUUUAUUUGACUGCAAAAUCUGGGCCUUGCACGAAGGAUUAGCUUUAGCCUUUUUUUGAUAAAAGGAUUACUGUUAGCUUCUCAUAGCACAAUGUCACUCAUUUGCAGCCUAAAUCUGUUUCUUUCACGUGGUUUCACGUUCUUUUAUACAGGACAUCUGUAGAAUGACCUGUCCUUAACAACUACCUCAAUUUGUACCUUCGAAUGUCCUCGGUUAAGUGUCUUUUACAUUGGUUAGCAAGUAUAUUAGCUGAUUGUAGGAUGAUGUGCUAUUCCAUUCACUGAGUGCCUUGCACUGGACUCUCUUCAUAUAUAUAUAUUUUUGUCCCUUUUUAAGAGAUUGCAAAAGUUGCUGCGCACACUUGCCUAAUAGAAAGUAUCUGUAUGAAAUCUCACUGAUGAUAUAUUCUGCUUCUGAACCUGCAAUAUCUAAGUUUCCCUGAGAAAGUGAUAGAAGCUAUUAGUGGUUUGCACCAUCUAUGCCAUCAAAUGAAUUUGACGUAGACUGCAUCAACUAUCAGCAGUUACCCAUUGUAACUGAUGCUUCCUGUUACUGCACAGAUCAAGAUACCAGAGAUCCAAUUGUCAUUUUGAAUGUCAUAUAGAAGUUGCUCUCAUUCUGUAGCAUAUAUUUGCGUGUGAGAUAUAGCUUUGUUUUUGCAGGAAAGCUGCUGAAAGAAUCUCCAUACUUCACUCUGAAGUUAGGUGAUGUUUAUGGAAAGAGUUUCCUUACCACUUCUUAAUGUUUGAAUUCUUGUUGCUUGCUAUUCUAUCUUGCAAGUGUGGCCUACAAAAUGAACUUCUUUGUUGUAAAUUCAUAUGAAUUCUCGUUAGGAUUGAUUGUCAAGCCAACCUUUUAUUUUCAAUUCUUAUUUGUAUCAAACAAAUCUGAAUCCUUCUACUUGGAUUUCACGGUAUGAAAACUACAAAGUAUAUUCUGAUUCUCUUCUCCAAAUUCCAUGUGACUCGGUCUGAUAUUUUGUGGAAAUUGAUAAAGAGUGGGGUGGAUGUAUGGUCGUUAACCCACCAAGGAUUUUUUAAGCGAUUUCUGCAAAAUUGGACGACUAAUCCAGGAAGAAAAAUUAGCAAAAACAUCUACAUCUCCUAUUAAACAACAACCAUGGUGGUCCCUGGCGAGUCAAUUCCAACCCAACUAGCGCAACCUCGCGCGGUCGUGCGAUUUCGCUCGAUUAUUAUUAUUACGACUAUGUCGAGUGUUUCAAGGAACGGUUUAUUUUGGAAAACAUUAGCUAGGGAGGGAAAUGGAAAUGGAAUUGGAAUUGCAAUGCAGAGGACUCCGCUGGUUCAAUGCAAGAAACAUUGUGGAGUAAGAAAGCACAGGAGACACCCGAAUAUGAAAUUGAAGAGGAAAAUAAAGGCUACGAUUAGGCGACUGAGAGCGGAAAUGGUGGAAAUUGGGGAGGAACAACAAUGCAUAAAAGAUGGACAGAGUCAAGUGAGGAAGAAGUAUGAGGAGAUUGAGGCGGAGCGAGAGCAACUCAAGAGGGAAACAGAAGUCAUUGCGAAGCAGAGUGCUAGCAUCCAAGUGCGUCUGAAUUUGAUGUUCAGAAUCUUGAAAGCAAGAGCACAAAAUGAUUCUGUUGGAGUAGCCCAACUUACUCAGUCACUACGUGAGUUAGUAGCGAAGCAGAAUGAGCCAAUGCAGUGACUUAGUGAUGUUACAACUAAUAAUCUGCACUGCCUUUCAGUUGAUUGUAUCAGAUUUAAGUACCAAUGUCAUUUGGGUUGUUCUUGCACUCUUUCCAUCAAAUAUUAUUGCAAUCCUUUCAAACAAGCUUUUUUAUGCUAUAACGAUUCCCGACCAUUUGUA
Tripterygium wilfordii is the source of this 3505-nucleotide messenger RNA. RefSeq lists its product as uncharacterized. The record is from RefSeq and is a predicted model, not a curated record. The coding region runs from base 2795 to 3343 and encodes 182 amino acids. The transcript has 5 exons. Lineage: Eukaryota; Viridiplantae; Streptophyta; Magnoliopsida; Celastrales; Celastraceae.